Lacerta agilis (Sand lizard) is the source of this 5024-nucleotide messenger RNA. It is a transcript of the gene PPP2R3A, whose product is annotated as protein phosphatase 2 regulatory subunit B''alpha. Gene Ontology annotation, biological process: protein dephosphorylation. Gene Ontology annotation, cellular component: protein phosphatase type 2A complex. The record is from RefSeq and is a predicted model, not a curated record. Gene Ontology annotation, molecular function: protein phosphatase regulator activity; calcium ion binding. NCBI's taxonomy places the organism in Eukaryota, Metazoa, Chordata, Lepidosauria, Squamata, Lacertidae. The coding region runs from base 1057 to 4431 and encodes 1124 amino acids. The transcript has 15 exons.
UGCAGAGCGCGCUUCCAGCCGAACUCCACAUUUUUCUGCUAUCGAGGGCGUUGGCCUUUUGUUUAAACGCCCACCUCAGAGCCUGAACUCCGAGAGAACAGCUUGUCUGAAUCUCCAAGGCCCUCGAGAGGGCGGUUUCCCUUGGACGGGGCAGGCGAAGAGGACGGGGGGCUCGGCUGCAGAAGUCUCUCCCACCCCACCCGUCGUCCCACUGCCGCCUGGGGCUUAAGGCACGGGACACCGAAAUAGUUUCAGGCGGGAGCUAUGCGGGGCAGGCGGCGUCCCUAGAACGAAGUCGCAGUCAGGCAGGACUCUUAUGCUGUACCCGUGGCCCGGCCCUCUCUUGGCAGGGAACCGCCGCCUUCGCCUCUCCCCUCCCCUCUCCUCUCCAGUCCCACUUGAGCGCGCUCGGCGGGCGCCCCCUUCGUCGCGCGGGAGGGACAGGAAAAGAGGCAGAGCCUCCCUGGGCCCGGAGGAGGAGGAGGAGGGCUGCAUCCGAAGAAGAGUGCCCCACGAUGGGAGAAGGAGUCGCCCCGGCGGCGGAAAGAGUUGUGAACAUGUUGAGCACUGGAAAAGAACAAGCAGAGGAUGCAUCAUGAUCUCCAGACUCACUGUCACAAAAAGCUGGUAUCUUUCACAUUAAUGGAAGAGUUGAAUUGUUUAAGCACACUACAUGCUUUUUGCUUCUACAUGGCAUCUGAAACUCAAUACAGCAAAUCAAGAGAAAACAAUUCCUUCUUUUUUUCUUCAAGUGGGCUGAAGUUCUACAAUUCUACCUCUAACAUUUGUUUAGACUGAGAGAAGGGGAGCAAUUUUUCAUCAGUACGGUACUUUUUGUGUGGGAGAUAACUUUUCAGUAUCUCAAUAAAUAAUGAAAUGUAAUCAGUGUGCCAUAAAUUAGCCUUGCACAUUUCACUGGUUAAGUUAAAUUUCUCACAGACAGCAGCUAACUUACAGUUGACAAUGGAUUACUUUCCCCCCAUUGUAAGAUUAUUUUCUUAGUUAACAGAAUCAGUCUUAGCUCAGUUUAUAGUGCAGCCAAUUAAAAUUCUCAUUAUGGCAGUAACCUAUAGACGUGUAAUAACAACAGUGAAUUGUUAUAGCAGUGUUGUGAUAGAUCGUCGACUUCAACAUGCUGUGCAUUACUGUACGGGGGCAUGUCAGGUAUUUAAGCAAGGAGUUGCAUGCAUAGUGGCCCACCACAGUGUUUGUGCAGAGCUAAUUAAAGUCCCUGCACACAACCUUAGAGGUUCAGAUUUGACCCACAGACUUUCAAUGCCUGAAAAUUCCCUUUCUUUGGCUGGGGAUGAAGAUUAUCAUCAAAUCCUUCCUAGUAACCCAAGGCUCAAAAAGGGGUCUUCAGUUCAAAACACUGCAAGUCUGAAAGAUAUCACUGGAGAAGCCAUAAAUCUCGCUAGUGGGAAAAUAAAAGAAUUUUCAUUUGAAAAACUCAGAAAUUCUUCCAACCAAGUAACCUAUAGAAAGGGAAGAAAAGUUAAGUCAGACCCAUUCAGUAGAAGGUCACUAGAUUUUGACUUGAUCUAUGGCCAUUUCAGCAAUGAUGAAAAUUCCCCUCAUCCCUUUGGCCUGUCACAUAAUUCCUCAACAGAUGAGAAAUGGCAGGUCAGCAGCACCUCAGUAGAGGGAAAUGUGAAUUCUACAGUUUCCUUACCAAUGCAGACUCUCUAUGAGGAUAGCUUUCUUGCACAGAUUUUGGAAAAGCACAAGCUGGAUGGUUCUAGUGGAGAUAUUAAGAUGUGCUUGGACAUCUUGCUCAAAUGCUCUGAGGACUUGAAGAAGUGUACUGAUAUAAUAAAGCAAUGUAUCAGGAAGAAAUCUUCAGGGAGUGCCAGUGGAGAAAGUGGCAAUGAUUCCUUAGCCAAUUCUGAAAUGAUAUAUAUGAAUUUAAUGUCAAGAUUUUCUUCUUAUAUUAAAAAACUGCCUUUUGAAUUUAGACAGUCUGGGCUAACUGAGCCUGGUGACAUGGUAGAACUAAUUAAUAGCCUAUCUGCUUUGCAGCAGUCUAAUUUUCCUCCAGUAUUUGGCAAUGAACAGCCACCUAGAUACGAAGAUGUUGUGUCCUCCCCAUCCUUUGUGCCAAGGCAAUCUCUCACUUCAAACUUACGAGGUAACCAGAACAGCACUGACACAAACUCCUCAGCAAAACCUACCCACACUCCAAUAGAGAUUUCUUCAAAAGUUUUGCAGGAAAACUUAGAAUCUACAAAUGAUGCUUCUGCGCUACCUCAGUUACUAUCUGUAAACCCGUCAGACUGCAUUUCUCCCACAGAAACUCUGUACAUUAUGGAAGAAUCGGAUAGAGAAAAGGCAUUGGGCAGCGUAUCAAGUGUUAAGAGGAGAGGAAGACGGGUUAAUUCAGACAGCAAUGAGCAGAAAACAGAAAGGGCAGACUCUGCUGGAAAUUCAACUAAAACAUCACCUACUUUAUUUCAACCUGUAAUGCUGCCCCAAACCUCCACCCAAGCAACCUCAGACACUCAAGGAUUGGAUUGUACUGUUCAGAUUUCUAAAGGUGAAUCCAGAAAAAAUAAUCAAGAGGAGAUAGACAAACUUCUCCUGGAUUUGGAACAUUUUUCACAGAAAAUGGAGAUUACUCUGAGAGAGACUACCACUAAGACUAAUCCUGCAUGUUUGAAGCAUAUUAGCCAACCUUUGACUCUGGAAAAUAAAGACAAAGUCUGUUCACCUAUAGACAAAAGUCCUUCUCCCUCUUUAUCAAAACUCAUGGAAACCAAUGGUCAUAAAAUGGAGGAUGAAGACAAAACCCUUUUAUUGCGAAUUCUGGAGAGUAUUGAAGACUUUGCCCAGGAACUAGUAGAAUUCCAAAUGGGCAAAGGAAGCUUAUCAAAAGAGAAGGAAGUGAUGCACAUUCUUCAGGAAACUUUGGCCACUCCCUCCAUCACAGCUGCUCAGCAAAGCUACAUAGGUACAUCUGCCAAAGAGCCUGUCCCAGCACUUAUUCAACAGAUGCCAGAGGUUAUAAAGGUCCAAAAUAAGCAGGAGAAGAAACCUGUGACUACAUCCCCAGUGCCUGCAAUUUCAGCAGUCAGCUCACAGGCACUUCUGCCUGCGAAUAAAGUAACUGUUGGUACUCCCUUGUCCAUAAACAUUCCACGUUUCUACUUCCCCAACGGACUUCCUAAUGUCUGCAGUAGUCAUGAGGAGACCAUUGCCAAGGUUGAGGCAACCUUUUCUGAGUUUGAAGAUGAGAGAGUUCCGCUUAAUGAAAUGGGGAAAAUUGCAAAGAUAUGCUGCUGCCCUCUGUACUGGAAAGCUCCCAUGUUCAAUGCAUCAGGGGGUGAGCGGACAGGAUUUGUAUCUGUACAUUCAUUUGUGGCCAUGUGGAGAAAGAUACUACACAACUGCCAUGAUGAUGCAUCAAAAUUCAUUUGCCUUUUAGCAAAACCCAGCAGCAACUAUUUGGAACAAGAAGAUUUCAUCCCUUUACUGCAGGAUGUAGUCGAAACUCAUCCUGGACUGACAUUUCUGAAGGAUGCCCCAGAAUUCCAUUCCCGCUACAUUACUACGGUUAUUCAAAGAAUAUUCUAUACAGUCAAUAGAUCCUGGUCUGGGAAAAUAUCCCUAACAGAAUUGAGGAAAAGCAACUUUCUGCAGACCCUAGCUCUCUUGGAGGAAGAGGAUGACAUAAAUCAAAUCACUGAUUAUUUUUCCUAUGAGCACUUCUAUGUUAUUUACUGUAAAUUCUGGGAACUGGACACUGACCAUGAUCUCUACAUCAACCAGAAAGAUCUGGCUAGAUACAAUGAUCAAGCUCUGUCAAACAGGAUUAUAGAGAGAAUAUUCAGUGGAGCUGUGCUUAGAGGAAUUCAAGUGCACAAAGAAAACCACAUGAGCUAUGCAGACUUUGUAUGGCUUCUAAUUUCUGAAGAAGACAAAAGAAGUCCCACAAGUAUUGAAUACUGGUUCCGCUGCAUGGACUUGGAUGGGGAUGGCAUGCUCUCCAUGUAUGAACUGGAGUAUUUUUACGAGGAGCAGUGUGAGAGGAUGGAAUCCAUGGGCAUUGAGCCACUGCCAUUCCAUGACUUACUGUGCCAAAUGCUUGAUCUAGUGAAGCCAGAAUGUGAGGGAAGGGUAACUUUGCGAGACUUGAAAAGAUGCAGAAUGGCUCAUGUAUUUUACAACACAUUCUUUAACCUAGAAAAGUACUUGGACAAUGAACAGCGGGAUCCCUUUGCUGUGCAGAAGGAUGUUGAGAAUGAUGGUCCUGAACCCUCCGACUGGGACAGAUAUGCUGCUGAGGAGUACGAAAUUCUUGUUGCUGAAGAGUCUGGCAAUGAACAGUUACAAGAAGGAUCUUUUGAUGAUGACUAUGAAACAGAUGAACUCUUAUCACUACCUGAAAUUGAAGAAAAGUCAGACCACUUAGUUAUCUCAGAUCUAUCAACCUAAACAUAUUGAAGAAGUGUCUCCAAGGUCUGUUGAUAUUAAAUGGGAGAGUCCACAGUUCUUACAUUUCAGGAAUUACUUCAUUCUUUUCCUUGAGAAAAUAACCAACAUUUGAAACCAUAACACCAUAUUUUUUAAAAAUAAAUAAAUUACUUGCUUCUGCAGUUUGGUAACUUCCAGCAGUAUGGUAAUGUGUGUGGACAUGGGCUUCUGCAGGCAUAUUUAGAAACUGUAGAGAAGCUAGGAGGGCUACACUGUACAAUGAAACAUGGAAAGGGUUGAAAAGAGUCCAUGGUCAUAGAAAACCAAAGAAUUUAAAACAAGUUGAAGAAAUUAUUUCCUGCCUCAUGGAUUCUUUUCUCUUCUUUUUAUACUUAGAAAUUGAACCUUCAGCUUCCUUCUCACCUUGCUACAUAAUUGUGACAAAAACUACAUGUUUUUCUAGAAAUGUUUUCAGAUUACUCCACUGGAUAAUCAUCACAGGAAGAUUGUCAAUGAAUAGCCAGGAGGAGGGGUGUCCCAAGAGUUUAUUUAAAUCCAAUAUAAAGCUACUGGAUUUGUUUGUUUUUUAAAGUUUAUUCUAGAAAAAUCCAGGC